Molecule: messenger RNA, 984 nt
Organism: Aspergillus calidoustus
Lineage: Eukaryota; Fungi; Ascomycota; Eurotiomycetes; Eurotiales; Aspergillaceae
Source: the annotation of a GenBank genome assembly
AUGGACUUUCGAUCGAACCCCAAAUAUCUAGGCUUCGACCUGAUCCAAGCCACAUACAAGAAAGUCGGCAGCCAUGAGAUCGAAACCACAAUCCUAGUACCUCAAACUCCAUACACCGGCAAAAGGCCCACGAUAAUUCGCAUUCACGGCGGUGGUCUGGUAAUGGGCGACUCACUUUAUCCACAAUUCUGGCCGCAGUGGCUCUCAGAUCUUGCUCUGAAACAUGGAGCAGUCAUCGUCAGCCCCAACUACCGUCUCCUACCUGAAGCAACGGGCCUGGACAUCCAUGAUGACCUGGAGGAUUUCUGGACCUGGCUGCAUACCCCUGAAAUCCACAACAUCCUGGGCAACCGCACAGCACCGACCGAUCUCGAUCUCGAUCGUAUUCUGCUGGCUGGCGACUCCGCGGGUGGACUCCUAAGUGUAAACUUUACGCUCUCCCAUGGAGCAGACAUCCGCGCGGUUACAGCGGCCUACCCGUGUGUAUCGCUAGACGCACCCGAGUUCGUCAACACUCGCACGAUCCUGCCAUUCGGUAUCAACACACCCGAGACAUUUAUCACAGACCAUUUGGCAUCUAACCCUCUUGACAACCCUGUCUCAUCCGAUGCUUCACCUGCUCGUACAACGCUGAUGUUUGCUGGUAUCCAGCAUGGGGGGCUGGGUCCCUGGUAUGCGCGAGGGUCAGAGAAUUCUCCCCGUCGUGGUUUGAUAUAUCCUCUGGAGCGACUUGAGCAACCAGGAAUCCAGUUCCCCAAGGGCGGUCUCACAAUCACGCAUGGCCGACAAGAUAGUGUGGUGCCAGUGGAGCAGUCGGAGAGGUUCGUGGCAAGAGCGCGCGAGGUGACGAAGGGCCAACCGGUUAGCGAGAAGAUCGUCUUGGUUCUGCAGGAUGGGGAGCACGGGUUUGACUCGGAGCUACGGUAUGAGGAGACUUGGUUGAAGGAUGCGUUGAGGACGGCGGUUGAGGUGUGGUUGGAGUGA